Messenger RNA from Laetiporus sulphureus 93-53, 201 nucleotides. RefSeq lists its product as uncharacterized. Lineage: Eukaryota; Fungi; Basidiomycota; Agaricomycetes; Polyporales; Laetiporaceae. The record is from RefSeq and is a predicted model, not a curated record. Bases 1 to 201 code for a protein of 66 amino acids. The transcript has 2 exons.
AUGGCAGCUUUGCCUAUUGUGGCAUUACCCAACUCUAAUGAGCUGCUAUAUAUCAUCCCUGACAUUACGGAUGUCAAUUGUAACCUUUCCCUGAAUGAGCAUGGUGUUCCCCAGAUCAGGUCCUGGACCAAUCACCCCAACCUGGCUGAAGAUGGACAGCUCGUGAUGGAUCCUGUUGAACACAUCUCGUGGAUGGCCUGA